CACACCCCCCGCCAGGAUUAUGUCUCUUUCGUUUUCAUUUCCCGGAAGGCUCGAAUGUGAAAAUAGACUUUUUAUUUCUUUGAAAGUAAUAUGAAGUCUUUACUUAAAAUGGAGUUCAGGGAGGUUUAACCUGAAGUUUAUUUCAGUCAUUGGGCGAGUUGUAAGUCCGCGUAUAAGUAAAUUAAAUUAUUUUUUUGUUACAAUCGAAAAAAGGACUUUUCCAUGGAGAACAUUUCCCUGUCACCUUUGGUCAAGCAAGAAAACAGAGCAAACAGUCCUUCAAUGCUUACAAGGCAAGUCAACGUUCCUCCUAGUGGGCAUCCCUCAGCCCCUAACCAGCUUCCUCUGGCCAGUCCUCCCACUCAGGAAGAUCUGUGGCAUCUACCUGGACGGCUGCGAAUAAACCCAUCACUGUGGGAUAAGGAUGAUGUUGCCCACUGGCUCCACUGGGCUCAGAAGGAGUACUCGCUGCGCCGGCCUGAGAAGGGGUGCUUUGAGAUGAAUGGCCGAGCCCUGUGCCUGCUCACAAAGGAAGAUUUCAGACACCGCUGCCCCAGCUCAGGUGAUGUCCUGUAUGAGAUCCUACAGUGUGUAAAACAGCAGAGGAGGAGUGUGGUCUGCAACCCCCUAAAUACGUCUCCCUCCCUGGCAACCGGACACAUCCAGACCACAGUCGGCCACCUGGUCCCUGCCCAUAAUGUCCAAGAGCCACAACCUCCCACAGUCCAGGACACUUCAGUUUCCCUCGCUUUCACUACUGCAGUGUCGGCAGCUGUUGUAACGACUGCGAGCAGCCAGACAGAGCCCAUGUCCCUACUCAGAGAUCGCCCUUUGAUCUUAUACACUUAUCCUGCUCCUCUCACACAUAGUACUGUAGCUGUCUCUACAUCUCCCCCCCAAAAAGUCCAGUGUCCUCCCCAAACAGGGGGCAUCAUUCAGGAGCCCCUCAACCUGUCUAGCCGGGAGAAGCCUAGGAGCCCACUGCACAAAGCUAAUGGCCGCAUCCCAGAGUGCCGACUGCUAUGGGACUACGUGUAUCAGCUGUUGUGUGAUGACCGAUACCAAGAAUACAUCAGAUGGGAGGACCAGGACAGUCUGGUGUUCAGGGUGGUUGAUCCCAACGGGCUGGCACGUCUCUGGGGAAACCACAAGAACCGUGACAAUAUGACAUAUGAGAAAAUGUCCCGUGCUUUGCGGCACUACUACAAGCUCAACAUCAUCAAAAAGGAGCGAGGACAGAAACUCCUCUUCAGGUUCCUGAAAACCCCACAGGACAUCAGGAAACAGCAGGCUGACCCUCCAGAGUCCCCAGAACACACUCCUCCUCAGGACAGGGACUUUACAGACAGCAGUCCUACACAUGAGUUCAUCGAUGACCAUUUUGAGGUUUCCCCUGAUCGUGUUUCUCCACAGCCUCCUCCAACUGGUGCUCCAGUCAGAUAGAACAGCAGGAUUAGAUGUCCAAAUAUGGUACAAAAACAAUUAUUACAGGAUAAAAAAGGAGAUCCUGCAUGUCUAUCAUGUGGUUUCAGCUUCAUAAAAUGUACAAAAUGCACAGCUAGGUGUAAUGUCUUUGGGUUUUUGCACUGUGAGAUAGCGUUUUAUUUUGCUGUAAAUCAAUGUAUGUAUUGCUGUGAUCAGAAUGAACACUAAUAUUAAGGGACAAGGAAAACUGUGAAAGAUAUCACAUCAAUAUCCAACCACCAGAAUCAUCUUCAUAAUUAAAAUGUAUCAGGCUUCUCAACACAACCGCAAUACAAAAUGUGUACUAUUUUCACUAUAUGGUUCUUGCAGGUAAGUGUAGGAAAUGGCUUGAAUUUGUUCAGUUUGUUUCAGAUUGUUCUUAAAUGAGAUGCAGCAGAAUGGAGUGAUUGUUAGUCUUCACAAAAAAAAAGUAAGGAAACAUUUUUGUGGAAGGUUGAAUCCCAGUUUGUACAGACAGUUAUUUCACAAAUAGUUUUCUAUAUUAGCUCCAAGACGAGCUAUUUGUUGCAAAGAGCAAAGUAACCAGUUGGACAUUGUCUAUAGGCUAGUUGUAAUCACACUUUAUCCUGCCUUGUCUGUUGAAUAAUCUUGAAUAGUCUGGAUGCUAAUUAUAAGUGUUUUUCAUGAUUUGUAAAAUAAAUAUUUUGUAUGGUA
Scomber scombrus (Atlantic mackerel) is the source of this 2139-nucleotide messenger RNA. RefSeq names its product ETS variant transcription factor 7 (gene etv7). The coding region runs from base 223 to 1443 and encodes 406 amino acids. Lineage: Eukaryota; Metazoa; Chordata; Actinopteri; Scombriformes; Scombridae. Gene Ontology annotation, biological process: cell differentiation; regulation of transcription by RNA polymerase II. Gene Ontology annotation, cellular component: nucleus. The transcript has 9 exons. Gene Ontology annotation, molecular function: DNA-binding transcription factor activity, RNA polymerase II-specific; sequence-specific DNA binding. The record is from RefSeq and is a predicted model, not a curated record.